Molecule: messenger RNA, 5632 nt
Organism: Leptopilina boulardi
Lineage: Eukaryota; Metazoa; Arthropoda; Insecta; Hymenoptera; Figitidae
Gene: Taf4
Product: transcription initiation factor TFIID subunit 4
Exons: 10
Coding region: 715-3621 (968 amino acids)
Biological process (GO): DNA-templated transcription; transcription initiation at RNA polymerase II promoter
Cellular component (GO): transcription factor TFIID complex
Molecular function (GO): DNA binding; protein heterodimerization activity; RNA polymerase II general transcription initiation factor activity
Source: RefSeq, a predicted model, not a curated record
UAGUGUAGGUUGAUAAAGUCAACAAUUCAACAAAAACACAUUAUCACUAUCGUGCAGUGAGAAAUUUCUCGUGUUUUCUAAUUUUUCUAUAAACAGUGAAACAUUAUUAUUCUGCCUUGAAAAAGUAGAAUGGUUAAUUGAUAAUAAAAUCAAGUAUAAUAAGUUUUUAGUUCCAUUUUUGGACGCGCGUCAUUUGGAGUGGAGAAAUAGCGUUCCUUUAACGCAGUAUAUAUUCGAGCUUUUGGAAAAAGUGAAUCAAAGUUGCUUUGAUGAAAACCUAAAUUUAUAACACGACGAUGACAUUGAUAGUGAAUUUACGAAUUGGAUCAGUAAUUGAUGGUGAUCGAAUGAUUUUCGAAGCAGCUCAUUUUGGCGGGUGACGUGUUGUUUCUGUUUUUGAUCGACUAUCAUCGUCGACGACGACGACGACAACGAAGACAGUGACGGGGGGUGGGGUGGGCGGCCUUCGGUGGAUCGUGGAAAGCACGCGCCGUGAAAGAAGAACACGUGGUGCGACACGGGGCAAGGAUACCUGAUUGUCAAGAAUUCCCGACGAUGUCACGUUGGUUAAUUUGUGUGAUCCUUGAAGGCGCCUGUCCAGUAAAUAUGAGAUCCUCCGUGGUCAGUUUUCAGCGUUAGGGGGGCAAUGCACUGUGGGAAGUAUUUGCGACACGCGCAUGCGCAUUUCAGUUUACAGUUGGAGUUUGGAAGAAAAUGGCGUCAGCUAAGUUUCUGGAGGAAGCUCUCAGCACGGACGUCGACGAAUCCGCAGUAAACGCAAUUGUGGGCUCACUCGAAACGCAAUUAGUGACGUCGACGCCAACGAUUGCCGUUCAUCAGCCAACUUCCGUCGCGAUCAGUCAACAGAAUCACCAGGUGAACUCAACUAUUUCAAACGGGGGCACUAUCUCCGCUGUCUUACAGACACAGAAACAUGGGGUUGCCAACGGCGGCAGUCAGACCUCCGUUAACAGUUUGAUGACUCAGGAGGUUCCAAAAUCCAUUACAACGAGUACUUUACUCCCGGUAAAUGUCGUCACGACAAAUGCUGUGGCGCCACAGGUUACCGCUCAGCAACAACAACAGCAGCAACAGCAGCAGCAACAUCUCCAACAGCAAAAUCAGUCGACAGUUGCAGCCACGUAUAUCAACCAGGUAACCUCAAAUCAAACUGUUCCUGCUCUCACCAAGACACAUGAACAAGUGAAAAUUAUUUAUUCGGGCGCGGGACAGGUUAUCGCGACAACCGGAGUUGUUAAUGCUAAUAAUAAAAUUACAUUUCCUGCCCAAAAUGUUGGGCAACUCGCGAACGGUACUCUAGGUGUUACGACACAGACGGUCCUGCAGACGGCAAAUGUUGUCACAAAUACCGGCACAGUGGUUCAACAAAAUAAUCAGGGUGUUAAUGUGAAUAAACCGACAGGUACUGCUUUAGUGAUAAAGAGUAGUGGAACACCAGGUGGUAUGGUCUCCGUCCCGUUGUCAGUUCCUGUCUCAGUUGGUGGUAACGCUGUUAAUACGACUCUCCAAAGUAAAGCGGGAGUAACGUCAACAAUUGUACCCAGUAAUAUGCAGAUUCUCAAUAUGAAUACAAUAAGGCAAGGAACUCCUGUUGCGGGUCAGCAAGGUGGUAAACAAGUCGCUCCAAGACUUGUCAUCGGACAACCAAUGGUGGGAGCAAGACCUGGUGCUCCAAUAACGUUGCAAGCAUUCCAUGGUCUUCAAAUACAGGGAAAUUUAAUUGUGAAAACGGAAAAUGGACAAUAUCAAUGUAUAAGGGUGGCAGCCCCAGCUUCCGCAGCACCAGGAGGCACAGCUGUGACUCCAAAUAGUAUAGGCGCGAAUACGAUGGUUGCGACACCAACUGGAGGCACGACUUAUCGCCUCGCGUCUGUGCCGGUUGUAAGUAGGCUGAACACUCAGUUCACUGGCCCGCCACUCGCCACCCUAAGAAAACCCAUGCAGACCGCACAAGCAAGUGUGACUUCUGUAACUCCAAAUGCAACUGUUACUCAAUCAGCUCCGACCACUGUUCCUGUUACUACACAGAAUGCUAAUGUUACAACAGGCCAAACGGGACAAGCUCCUGUACAGCGUCAGACCACAGAUAAUACCAAAGAAAAGUGCCGUAAAUUUUUAGCAAACUUAUUAGAGUUGUCUAGUCGAGAACCUAAACAUGUGGAAAUAAAGGUUCGGACGUUGAUUCAAGAAUUAAUUGAUACUAAAGUUGAACCCGAGCAGUUUUGUGAUAGACUUGAAAAAUUAUUAAACGCAUCUCCUCAACCAUGUUUAAUCGGUUUUCUCAAGAAAAGUUUGCCUCUUCUUCGGCAGUCCCUCGUUACAAAGGAACUUGUUAUAGAAGGAAUAAGACCACCUCCCGCAAAUGUUGUUUUCUGUAUAGCUUCCGCAACUCCAGCUACUGUACAACCUCAGUUGAGGAAUACUGUAGCCGUCUUUCCUGUGUCAGUGGCAGCAGUUGCUACUGCGGGUACUCCAAUUCCCUCUGCAACUGCAACCGCAACAACGCAAGUUAGGUUGAUGACACCGCAAAAUACUGUCGCAACUGCCGCUCCUAGAGGAGUGCAACAGGUUCAACAAAGGCUUAUUCGACCAAUAACGACGGUGGCUCGUACUCAAGCAACCGCUAUUAGAUCGGCAAUGGCUGUAAGUACAAUUCGACCUUCGGCAACGGUUGUUCAAAAAACAGCAACGACAACUGUUCUCAAAACAAUCGCUGCUGCCGCUCAGGGAAAAGCAGUUAAUGCGACUACUACGCUCAACAAACAAGUUGUAGUGCCUUCAGUUCAAUCAAAACCGACAAUUAAGGAGAAAGAGAAAAAAACAUUUUCCUCAGCUGGCUAUACGGGCGAUGACGAUAUAAACGAUGUCGCGGCAAUGGGAGGCGUCAAUCUCGCAGAGGAAUCUCAAAGAAUCCUCGGAUCCACAGAAUUUGUCGGGACUCAAAUUAGAUCUUGUAAAGAUGAAGCCUUUUUACAUUUGUCACCUCUGCAGCAAAGAAUAAAACAAAUAGUGUUAAAAUAUGGUUUGGAGGAACCAAAUCAAGAAGUAUCGACCUUAAUUUCUCACGCUGUACAAGAAAGGUUAAAAAAUUUAGUUGAAAAACUUGCAAUCAUAGGAGAACAUAGGGUAGAUCUCAAUAAAAUGGAUCCUAGGUACGAAAUUUCUCAGGAUGUGAGAGGGCAACUUAAGUUUCUCGAAGACUUAGACAGGGUAGAACGUAAGAGGCACGAAGAACACGAGAGGGAAAUGCUCCUGCGAGCUGCAAAAAGUCGCGCAAAAACUGAAGAUCCCGAACAAGCAAAAUUAAAAGCAAAAGCAAAAGAGAUGCAACGAGCAGAAAUGGAAGAAUUAAGGCAACGUGAAGCUAAUUUAACAGCUUUACAAGCCAUUGGACCACGAAAAAAACCAAAACUCGAUACAGGCGGUGCAACAGCGAGUCCUGCGAGUUCUGGAUUAAAUGCAACAUCUUCUGGCAUGAAUCGUCAAAUGUCAAUGAGACCGAGAGUGAAAAGGGUAAAUAUAAGAGACAUGUUAUUUCUAUUGGAACAAGAAAAAGAUACGUGUCGAAGUACAACACUUUAUAAAUCGUAUCUAAAGUGAUGUUCUGCAAUGGGCAGGAACACAAGUGAUACGCCACUAAAAUGGCGUUUUACUUGUAUGGUCUUGUGUGAGCUGGUCUCAAUAGAUCUCAAAUUUCGUGACGCGCUCCUGUGGCACCUUCAAAAAGUGCCUGACAAAUUGCGUGCAAUUGAAGCUCGAUGCCAAUUUGGCUUGGAGUUAUCUACACAUUUUUUCCAACAAAACUUUAUUGCAAAAAAAAAAAAGAAAAAAAAGAAAAAAAAAGAAAAGCGUCGAUACUAAGCUUCCCAACUACUUGUAAAUGACUGAAGUUUUUUAAGAUUGUAAUAUACAAAAAAAAAAUGUAAUAAAUUGUUCUUUAUUUUUUAACUCGAGAUCACGUCUGUAUAGAGAAAAAAAAAGAAAAAGAAAACGAUGUGUAUGAAGCACAUCGUUCAUUUUUCUUUAAGGACAACAUUGUCCAUUAUCUAAAAGAGGUUGUAUUGCGCGCGAAUGUUUCCCAAAAAAAAAAAUGAAUAAAUGAAUUGAACGGGUGAAAAAAAGAUUUUUUUUUGUAUGUAAUUUGGUUUUUGUUUUGUAUAUGCCUGCUCGUAAUAUUUGACUUGUACUUUUGGACAUUGUAAAUCGUAUUUUUGCAAAAAAAAAAAAUAAAUUCCGCGAUAAGUGUUAUCUUACCAAUUGAAAAGAGAGAAAGUGAAUGAAAGAGAGUGAGAGAGAAUAAAAAAAAAGCACUGUCCAAACAGUAUAGAAGAAAAAUAUUAUUUGUACAGUUUAAAUGACACAUAAAACUAUUGUAGGGAUAAUUUUCAAUGUUGGUACAACAAAAUAUAGCUACUCGACUAUUCUCUAAAAUAAGAAUGGAAUUGUUAUCAGUAUAUUAUGUUGUAAUCUACAUUUUCAGUGUUUAUAAAAAAUUAGCUGUUACGUUUUUUAUUAAAGAAAGAUUUACGAAACUAAGAAUCACGAAUAUUUUUUCGAUCAAAAUAUUAAUUUAUUAUUUAAUGAAAAAAUGGGGAAAAAAAAAAGAAAAGUAACUCGUUGCCGCUACUUAGGAGUAAAGGAAACAUUGUGCUUCAUGAAAAAAAUAGUGAAUUGAAAAAGAAAAAAAGAAAAAAAAAAUGCAAAAAAAAAAAAAAUAAGAAAAAUGUGUGUACCUGAUUUGUAUGUAAAAGAUCCGCUCUGCUGAAAAUACGUGGGUGCCUAUUGUACAGAUUUUUCUUCUUUCUUUCGUUACGUCCGACAUUUCUCAAAUAUUCUGUGCUGUCAAAAAUGUUUUCAAAUUUUUUUUAACAACGGACUGCGAAUCAAAUCAAAAAUUACAUUGUAAAUCAGCGCGUUCCUUUAAAUUUUUUUUUACAAACGCGUCUUUUUUACAAAGUUCAAAAAAAUUUUCUAAAAAGAAAAAAAUUUUUACAAUAUCAGUGUGCAAAAUUGAAUAAUUUUUGUUUUUUUUUUUUUAUUAGAUAUAAAAAGUAGAAAAGGGAAAAAUUGCGGCAAUAGAGUCUCUAAUAUAAAUAUAAAUAAAGAAAAACGACAAAAAAAAAAAUAACUAAAUAAAUAAAAAAAAAGUUUAACGAGAAAUUUCUAGUAGUGUAUAGAUAGGAAAGUUGACUGUAAAUAUAGUUAUUAAAAAAAAAAAAUUGCGGUGACGUUUUAUCGCAAUUAUCAGAAAAUCUUCCUAAAUCGAUAAGGAAGAUCCGAAUCAUCCCUUGUAAAUAGAUCAUUUUUCCAUAAAAACAAAAAAAAAAUUAUUUCCUGUCAAUGCGAAGUACCAUUGUACUAUACCUUAAAAAACAUUUGUUGCGAUUACACAUUUAGGUUUUUUUUACACCGUGAGAAAGAAAAUUAUUGCUCUUUAUACUGCCACCUAAAGUGGAAUUUCACAAAGGAAAAAGAAAAAAAAAAAAUGAAAAAAAAAGAUGUGUAAAAUUUACGGUAUAGCAAUUUUGGUACAGUACCUAUGCUAUUUUUACAAAUUGUAUUAAUAAGCAGUAGCCAGAGCAAAUAAAUAAACAUGAAAAGAUUUAACGCA